UUUUCUCUAUUGGUGACAGUGAACAAUAGGUAGAUUGGCAACACAGAUCAUAGUGUUUGAGCUAAGUAUUUGUGUCAGCUGUGAGAAUGGGGAAGAGAUUAGGGAGAGGUGGAAGAAGGGAGGAGCUUCCCUCGCCGUCGAUGUUGACUCGUGCAGUGGACUCAGUAUUCGAUUUCGUGAGAUUAGCAGAGUUCGAGAUCCUCUUCGUCCUCUUCUUUCUUGUUGCUUUUCUCAUUUUCAAGGAUCUCACUUCAAGGCCAGAGUAUAAUCAGAUUUUAGUGAAGAAGCCAGAUUGGUGGCCUUAUUAGACUGCACCUGCAGGGUGUUUCCUUGUCUACUUGAAGAGCAUGAGUUGCUCCGUACAUUCUUUUCUAAGAGUAUGUCUGGUUUUGAGAUUUAUAUGGGAGAAGCAGAUUUUUUUUUUCUAGUGAGCUUUUUGUUUCUUUGAAAUAUGAAGAAUUAAUGGAAUGUAACUUGGUUUCCCUGUUUUGUCCCUUCAUUUC
Lycium barbarum (goji berry) is the source of this 503-nucleotide messenger RNA. RefSeq lists its product as uncharacterized. NCBI's taxonomy places the organism in Eukaryota, Viridiplantae, Streptophyta, Magnoliopsida, Solanales, Solanaceae. The record is from RefSeq and is a predicted model, not a curated record. Bases 87 to 308 code for a protein of 73 amino acids. The transcript is spliced from 2 exons.